Toxoplasma gondii ME49 is the source of this 1842-nucleotide messenger RNA. RefSeq lists its product as hypothetical. The transcript has 10 exons. Bases 1 to 1572 code for a protein of 523 amino acids. NCBI's taxonomy places the organism in Eukaryota, Apicomplexa, Conoidasida, Eucoccidiorida, Sarcocystidae. The record is from RefSeq and is a predicted model, not a curated record.
AUGAAGGACAUGGAGGCCACUAAGGCGACCGAUGAGUGCGGCGGGAAGUCGCCGUCGAGAAAAAAGAAGCGCGAAGAGGACGAGGCUCACGGAGGCAGAGAGGCGAAUGAAGACGAGGAUUUCACAGCAUUUGCGCUCGAAGCGCCACGAUGGAAUGUUAUGCUUCAAGACGCUCUGGAGACCUAUUUUACCAAAGGCGUCCCUGUACCGUCGGCCGCGAGCACUUUGAAGGAGAGCCAAGAAAUUACACGAAACAGCUUCGUCCAUCGACAGUUCAUCCGCGAUCGCGACGGCGUCCUCUACAAAAUCGAAGCCACUGCGGUGCUCCCUUCUUCACCUUCUUCUUCCGCUUCCUCUUCACCUUCUUCUUCCGCUUCCUCUUCUUUUUCUUCUUUGUCUUCUUCCUCUGCUUCUUCUUCGAUGGUGUGCCGAGUUUGUCGCGAGGCAGCUGUGAGUGAAUCCACUGCGUCUGUAAACUCGUCUUCUCCUUCCCAACCGGCGCCUGCCUCAGACGAAGCCACCGGCCAUCCUGUGAAGAAACGGUGCCUCGCCGGAGGAUGGAGAGACCGGACAUCCGAGUACGUCGAGCCGUCGCAAGUACUCCUCUACGUUUCGUACCGACAUUUUCAACAUGUAUGGAGCGCUGGAGCCUCCGAAGUUGUGCUCCACUUUCUUACCGGCAAGGAACUGGCGGAAUGCCGCGUGAUGGCUCUUGACCGCGCUGCCUGUCGGUACGAUCUUCUGAUCGAAAUUGCCAGCCUUCCUCAAGCUCCGUCUCUGCGAAGUGAGCUGGCCUUCCAGCUUUCGCGUCUUCGCUGGAGACUUCAGUGCGGACCUCUGCAACAGUUCUUCCGAUCCGACGCGUUGCGACGCGCAGCGCCAUCACACCGCCGGUCUCGGCGAGUCGGCGAAGGCAAACGGCGAAGCCAGCAGUAUGUGAAGAAGGUGAUCUUGAGAGAAGGAGAGACCAUUUAUCUUUGCUCAACUCGAGCUUCGUCUGCGCCUGCCCAGUCCGUUGCGCAGGAAGAGGGAAGCGACUCACCUUCGCUAACGGAGUCGACGGUCCUUGCUGAAGACAACAGAAGACUUAUCAACGUGGUAUUUUGUUGGCAAGUUGACGAACUGAGUGCAUGUGACGCCUACGUUGCCCGCUGCUGCGUCGAGGACGUCGCUGCUUCCCUGCGAGAAAGCCUCGCUGCAGUCGCCUCCGAGACAGGCGCGUCUUCUCUCCAGGUCUCGGUGUCUUCUCAGUUGCCUCCUCUCGCAGCAGAGUACGAAACGACUCGCCAGUGUCGCCGCCAGAGUCAGGUCUCCACAUCUCGCUCUUCCCCUCCAUGUUCUUCGUAUCCGGACUCCUCGGUGUCUUCACCUCCCCCCAUUUGUUUGUGUCUGAGCUUCGACGCCACAGCUGCGUUCGCGCCCUCGCUGCCGUCCAUGACGCGCUGCAUGCGUGCUUUGACCCUCUCGGAGAUUCUGAUUUCAGUGUAUCCCUUCGUCGUUCAGAACCUUGUUCGCGCAGAGAAGAUGAUGUUUAAAAGAAUAACUCGAGAGGUCAUGUCUCUCCUGUUCUAAGGGCGUGUGUCUGCAACGUCUUCUCUCUCUCUGUCGCUGUCUCAGUGUCCAUUUCGACUCCCUUUCCCUGUGCUUUCCCUUGUCUUUUUGCGCAUGCGACGAAUCCCUCGCGUGAGAUUUAUCCGCCGGCUCAGUUGUUUCCUCCUCUCCGCGCUCCUUCCUUUCUGCCUGUCUGCGCGCCUGGCUCGCGCUGUGGCGCGGCACCGGAGCCCUCUGGGUUUCAGUCUCUUCGUGAACUACACAGUUAACAGAAAACAUUCCGACUGGGUG